This is a messenger RNA of Arachis duranensis, 1358 nucleotides long. Its product is annotated as DNA damage-repair/toleration protein DRT100. The record is from RefSeq and is a predicted model, not a curated record. The coding region runs from base 70 to 1170 and encodes 366 amino acids. Gene Ontology annotation, molecular function: protein binding. Lineage: Eukaryota; Viridiplantae; Streptophyta; Magnoliopsida; Fabales; Fabaceae. The transcript has a single exon.
ACCAACAACAAAAUAUUCUCUCUCCCGCACUCUACAUUGUCACUUACUAGAGAGAGUUACCCUCUAACAAUGGCUCAUCCACUUCUCUUGAUAGCAACCGUCAUUCUCGCCCCCGCAAUCAUAACCGUCAACGGAUGCUCACCGUCAGACAAGGCGUCGCUUCUAGCAUUCAAGGCAGCCCUGAGCGAGCCCUAUCUCGGCAUCUUCAAAACAUGGUCCGGCGAUAACUGCUGCCUGAACUGGUACGGCGUGAGCUGCGACGCCACCGCCGGCCGCGUCUCGGACAUCAACCUCCGCGGCGAGUCUGAGGACCCGAUCUUCGAGAAGGCCGGUCGCUCCGGCUACAUGACCGGAAAAAUCUCGCCGGAGAUCUGCAAGCUGGACCACCUCACCACCCUCGUCGUUGCUGACUGGAAGGCCAUCUCCGGCGAGAUCCCUCCCUGCAUCACCUCCCUCUCCAACCUCCGCAUUCUCGACCUCAUCGGAAACAGAAUCUCCGGCGAGAUUCCCGCCGAUAUCGGAAAAUUGCAGCGUCUAACAGUCCUCAACCUCGCCGACAACACAAUCUCCGGCAAGAUUCCGGCGUCAAUCGUCAACCUCGCUUCUCUCAAGCAUCUCGACCUUAGCAACAACCAGCUCACCGGCCAAAUUCCCAAUGACAUUGGAAAACUCGCCAUGAUGAGCCGGGCGUUAAUGAGCCGAAACCAACUCACUGGUCCAAUUCCCAGUUCGAUUGCAUCAAUUUACCGCCUCGCUGACUUGGACUUGUCCGGAAACCGACUAUCCGGUUCAAUUCCAUCCGGUUUAGGACAAAUGCCGGUUCUUUCAAUUUUGAAUUUGGAUAGCAACUCUUUCUCUGGUCAAAUACCUUCGAGUUUGUUAAGCAACCCGGGUAUGGGUAUUUUGAACUUGAGCCGAAACGGGUUCGAGGGUACCAUACCCGACGUUUUCGGUUCAAAAUCGUAUUUCAUGGUUUUGGAUUUGUCUUAUAAUAACUUGAAGGGUCGGGUACCUGCUUCGUUAUCUUCGGCUAAGUACAUUGGGCAUUUGGAUCUUAGCCAUAACCACUUGUGCGGAACUAUUCCUAUGGGUUCACCGUUUGAUCACCUUGAAGCGUCGUCGUUUAGUAACAACGAUUGUUUGUGCGGAAACCCGUUGAAGACUUGUUAGUAAUGAUGAUGGACGUGACCCGUAAUAAGUGUCUCGUUUUCUUUUGAUGAUUCUUAUUAAACAACGAUUAUAAUGAAGCCAAAGUGUGAUUAUUGAUGUUAUAGUUUGUUUCUUUUGUAUUUUUGGGCUUAAGUGAUGUAAUAUAAAUAUAAAAAAUAUAAUAUAAUCACGAAUAUUUUAAUAGUAAA